Molecule: messenger RNA, 459 nt
Organism: Protomyces lactucae-debilis
Lineage: Eukaryota; Fungi; Ascomycota; Taphrinomycetes; Taphrinales; Protomycetaceae
Product: ribosomal protein L23
Exons: 1
Coding region: 16-459 (147 amino acids)
Biological process (GO): ribosomal large subunit assembly; translation
Cellular component (GO): ribosome; cytosolic large ribosomal subunit
Molecular function (GO): structural constituent of ribosome; rRNA binding
Source: RefSeq, a predicted model, not a curated record
CACAACAUCACAGACAUGGCACCCAAGGCAUCUGCAGCAGCCUCAAAGGCAAACACAGCCGCCAAGAAGACACUCAAGGGCGAGCACUCAAACGUCACAAAGAAGGUCCGCACCAACACCACCUUCCGCAGGCCAAAGACCCUUGCUCUUGCUCGCAAGCCUGCAUACCCACGCACAUCUGUCCCCCACCUCCCCAGGCUCGAUGCAUACAGCAUCAUCAAGGCACCUCUCAACACAGAGUCUGCCAUGAAGAAGAUCGAGGAGAACAACACCCUCGUCUUUAUCUGCGACAUCAAGGCCAACAAGCGUACCAUCAAGGAGGCCGUCAAGAAGCUCUACAACGUCGACGCCGUCAACGUCAACACCCUCAUCCGUCCCGAUGGUACGAAGAAGGCAUAUAUCCGUCUCUCACCGGAUGUUGACGCUCUCGACAUUGCCAACACCAUUGGCUACGUAUGA